AUGGCGUGGUUCAGACGAGAUUCUCCCAAUACAGUCAGAGUAUGGGGCUACAAAUUUGAGCGCACAGACAAGCACCUGACUCUGGAACAAAUGAACCCGGCAAAACAGACUUGGGAUUAUCUUGGUGAAAAGGCAUUAAAUCGACUAAACGAGAUAUCGCCACCACCACCACCGCAGCCACGCAAUCCAUCUAAGAAGUCAGAAGGCAAAGAACCUUUUCCUGAUGAUGAGAAGCAACCGAAACCGGAUGUUAAACCUAAGAGGGAUUUGUUUGCUUUGCUUCAAGAGCAUGCUGCAGAGGAUGAGGUAUUGCAACAGUUGUGGCAACAAGUGAAUACAGUACCGGAUUGGGUGGACUGGGAUCAGAUUUCUCGUGGCCAGGAUGUCUUUUACAGAUAUGGUGGACCCGUUCUUACUGGACUGGCAUACCAAUCUCUUCUCGGUGGACUUGGUGCAGCUCGCGUGACCGAGGUUCUAUCGAGAACGGGAGGGUUUGCAGUAGACGUGGCGAGGAAUCGUCUCUUCGAAACCACACAAUUCCUUCUGCAGUGCACGAGGUCACUGAAAGACAUACAACCCGGAGGCGAGGGAUGGGCAGCCACGAUACGAGUACGCCUUUUACAUGCCACAGUACGAAACCGCAUCAUGAAGCUGGCAGAAACACGACCUGAAUACUUCGACACUGCAAAACUGGGAGUUCCUAUCAACGACAUGGACUGUGUUGGCACAAUCGUCAGUUUCUCAAGUGCGCUCAUCUGGAUCUCGUUACCACGCCAAGGCAUCUACCUACGUCCCCAAGAAAUCGAAGAUUACAUUGCGCUAUGGCGAUACAUAGCCUACGUAAUAGGUUGUCCAACCGAGGGGCUCCUAGAAACAAAAGAACAAAGCAAACGUAUUCUCGACAGCAUCAUGAUGUACGAAAUCGCGCCGACACGCACAUCACAAAUACUCGCCAACAACGUCAUCAGAAGUCUGCAAGAUAAACCGCCAGGCUAUGCAAGUGCAGACUUCCUGCUCGCGGGAGCUCGAUGGUUGAAUGGCAAUGAGUUAUGCGAUGCUCUGGCACUUCCAAAGCCAAAUAUAUACUACACACUUCUGAUGGCUGGUCAAUGUAUCUUCUUCGGAUUCUGGUGCUAUACAAACCGCAUGAACAAGUCCACGGACGCAAAGAAGUUGGUGGUGCUGCGAGACAUAUUCUGGAAGAUCAUCGUCAAGGGAGGACUAAAGGAAGAGACGACUUUCGAUUUCAAAUACGUGCCCGAGUACAGUAUUAUGACCGAGAUGGGUGGUGUCGAAGAAGUCAAGUUGUCGAGAGAGCUGGAAACGGCCAGCCUCAAAUGGUUGCUUAUGGGCAUUGGUGUAGUGUCAGUCAUCGGACUUGUGGUGGGUGGAAUUGGCUGGUUGGGAGCGCGUAUAGCAACCUGGACCAUUAGGAGUGCCUGGAACCUCUUGUAG
Messenger RNA from Aureobasidium melanogenum CBS 110374, 1455 nucleotides. RefSeq lists its product as uncharacterized. The record is from RefSeq and is a predicted model, not a curated record. Lineage: Eukaryota; Fungi; Ascomycota; Dothideomycetes; Dothideales; Saccotheciaceae. The transcript is spliced from 2 exons. Gene Ontology annotation, molecular function: oxidoreductase activity. The coding region runs from base 1 to 1455 and encodes 484 amino acids.